Nematolebias whitei (Rio pearlfish) is the source of this 3883-nucleotide messenger RNA. RefSeq names its product tripartite motif containing 24 (gene trim24). The record is from RefSeq and is a predicted model, not a curated record. NCBI's taxonomy places the organism in Eukaryota, Metazoa, Chordata, Actinopteri, Cyprinodontiformes, Rivulidae. Bases 460 to 3627 code for a protein of 1055 amino acids. The transcript has 19 exons. Gene Ontology annotation, molecular function: zinc ion binding; protein binding.
CGUAGCUGGGAAACACCGCAGUGCCGUGUGGGUAAUAUGUGUUUUGAGAAAAGACAGUUAGCGUACCCCUCAUACAUGGACGAAUAAGUCGCAAAAUACAGUUUGUUUGACCUUAUUCCGUUAUAUACGUGUCUGUGAACUAUUAAUGCUUUGUCUAUAUUACUAAUAACCGCCACAAAGAGAGGAAUUUGUUUUUUGUUAAUAAUUCGCGAUGCUAAAAUAGGCUAAUCAUGCUAAUUUAGCUGUCCAGACGAAAAGAAACGCACGAGCUGAUAUAAUUUCGUUUGAUCUUUUAGGAUGUAAAGGUGGACAGACGUGACUAGGGAUGCUGUAUUGCACAUUAAUAGUUGAUGUUCCAGGACAUUUAAAGGAAAACCUUUUUUUUUGGGGGGGGUCGACGCUGUGCUAGCUGCAUUGAUUAAUUUGGAAAUAUUGUGAAGCUACAGAAGAGAGAGUAAAAUGGAUGAAAGUGCCAAAAAUGUUGAUAAUGACGUUGUUAUUAUCGUGGAAAACGAGGCCGAAAGUCUUCCGGCAGGAGAUAAUAAACUCAAACAGCAAGGCGCCUUCGGGCUUAUGGACACAUGUCCCAUCUGCAAGCUGAGCUUCCACAACAGAGAGCCCAAGCUGCUGCCGUGUCUCCACUCCUUCUGCAAGAGGUGUCUGCCGCCGCCAUCCAGGAGCACCGAGCCGCCGAGGCGAGAGCCGCAUGGUCCAGGUGCCAUUCAGUGUUCAGUGUGCAGACAAGAAUGCUGGGAAAUUGACAUUUUGGACAAUUUCUUUGUCAAGGAUUCUGCCGAGGUGCCCAGCAGCACGGUGGAGAAGCCCAGCCAGGUGUGUAUGAGCUGCGAUGAUAACACAGAGGCAACGGGGUACUGUGUGGAGUGUGUGGAGUUUUUGUGCGUGACGUGCAUCGAGGCACACCAGAGGGUCAAGUUCACCAGAAGCCACACCAUACGGCAGAAAGAGGAGAUGUCUCCAGAAGCAUUGGGCAUUUCUUCACAGAAGCCUGUUUUUUGUGACGUCCACAAGCAGGAGCCACUGAAGCUCUUUUGUGAGACAUGCGAUCGGCUCACCUGUCGAGACUGUCAGCUCCAGAAGCACAAGGAUCACAACUACCAGUUUUUGGAAGAUGCUUACAAAAAUCAUAAGCAGUAUUUGGAGACCAUGACUCAGCAGCUGCAGGACAAACGAAAGGCCAUUGAGGAAGUAUCAAGCUGCAUCAACAAUGGAUUGCAGCAAGUUGAAGAAAACCGUAAGGCUGUGACAAAUGAAAUAAAGAAGUCCAUCUGUAACCUGAUCAUGGAGAUCAAUAAGAAGGGAAAGAUUCUGAUUAAUCAGCUUGAGGCUUUGACUAAAGACCAUGAGCUGGCUCUGAAGAAGCAGCAGGACGAUGUCAACGUUCUCACCAGGCAUUUGGACCACGUGAUCAGCUUCACUAAGUGGGCCACGGCGAGUCACAGUGGAACAGCUCUCCUGUACUGCAAGAGACUGAUUCUUUACCAGAUCCAUUACCUGAUGAGAACAAGCUACAGCCCCUCCAUCGUUCCUCAGAGCUCUGUUCGCUUUCAGUGCCGCUCUGGUUUCUGGGCCACGAAUGUAGACCUCGGGUCACUGGUUGUAGAAAGAUGCCCGGGGAGGCCGUCCAUCACCAACCACCCUGUCGCUCCCAGACCAGAGGUUCCAACUGGGGGUCUUUCUGUCUCCUCACAGCAACAACAGCAGCAGCGACAGAGUACUCUGGCUCAGCUACAGAUGCAGGUUGACAAGCUUUCCCAUCAGCCUCACAGACAGUCUGCUCCUAACCACUGGUCCUGGUACCAAAACGUCCGACUCCCUGGACCUGCUGGACCACCGCCGCCAACCAGACCCAUCCAUGGAGGUUCUUCGCCAUCCCAAGGUUCCCCCAGCAUGACGCAGCCCGGGCGCAGAUUUGGGAACAUCCAUUCCAACCCGAGAAGCCCCCCUCCGAACAUGCUUCCAAACCCAAGCUUCACAGCGUCACAUACUCUCAGAGAGCUGAUCCACAGUUCCGCUUUCCCCCCUAAACCCAUUGACGUGUCGCAGGGCAUUUCUCGCUACCCGCAGCCUUUGACAACCGGAGCAACCACACAGACUUCACUGCAGCAGAGAUUUAUACCCGAGUCCUCCUUUCUAAAGAGGAGUGAAGUUGGCGGAUCCGUCUCCACCAUCAACAUCUCUGUUCCCAAACCCAGCUUGGGACUGAAUCUGGCCUCAGCAGCUGCAGAUAAAAGUGCACUGGGUCAUUUGACAGCUCACGGAAGCCAGAACUCCCCUAUGGCGAAGCCGUCCUCUUCGGACAGGAGCACAGGGUUAAGUUCCUGGAAGCAGACUUCUGAGCCGCUGUCAGCACCUGCCUCUAAACGGCGAAGGCGGGCAUCCCCGGGGCCCAUUAUUGUCAUCAAGGACGAACCAGAGGAUGAUGAUGAAGUUCGCUUUGUGCAGUCCAGUGUCGGGUCGAGCCUGCCUGACAGCAGCACCGGCGCUCAGUCCAAGCCUAGGCAGCAGCAGAAAGGUCUUUCUGCGGCCACAGUCCCUGCCUCAGACUCCAAAAGCUCUUGUCCUCAGACCCAGUCAAAGCACGAGUCUGAAAAGAAAACGGAACAUGAAGAGGACCCUAACGAUGACUGGUGUGCCGUCUGUCAGAACGGAGGAGAGCUGCUGUGCUGUGACAAGUGUCCCAAAGUUUUCCAUUUGGCCUGCCACAUUCCCACUCUGAAUGAGUCCCCUAGCGGCGAGUGGUUCUGCUCGUUCUGCCGAGACCUGGACUCCCCUGAGAUGGAGUACGACUGUGACAAACGGGACGGCCCGGACUCAGAAAAGUUCCCAGCUGUUGAUAGAAGGAAGUGUGAGAGAUUGCUCCUACGCCUGUUCUGUAAUGACUUCAGCACUGACUUCCAGCAGCCUGCAUCUCCAUCGGAAACCCGAAAGUACAAAGAGCUAAUUAAGACGCCGAUGGAUUUAUCAAUCGUGAAAAAGACGCUGGAAGCCAAAAAGGAGGGUGAAAGUUACGUCGGUCCUGAGGGGUUUGUUGAUGACGUCAGGCUCGUAUUUUUCAACUGUGCAAAGUACUACAAGUCAACUUCUGAGGUGGGGAGUGCCGGGUUGUACCUGGAGGACUACUUUGAGGAGCAGCUGAAACUCGUCUACCCAGACAGAGUCUUUCCCGGAGGGAGGGAGGAGCAGAUGAUUCCCCCGUUAGAGGACGAGAUUGAAGAAGAAGAGGAACAAGCGACGGAGGGAAACGCGGCUCCCGCUGAAGACAAAAAGUCGUCAAGUCCUCCAGAAAAGGGAAACGCUACCGUGGAAGCAGAAGCAGAAGAAGCUCCAGCCGAGAGCGAGAUGUCAGACCCGGUGAAGGCUGAAACAAGUGAGGAGACGAGCGAGGUUGUAGCUAAUGCAGAGGGAGGUACCGGUAGGCCUCCUGCAGAGGAGGAAACUCCAGGUGAGACGACUCAGGUGGAAAACUGCGACGAUAGUGAAGCUAAAGAUGGAGUAGCGUCUAGCUCUUUAACAGACGAGAGCCCUCAGCUCCCUGCAGACAAAACCGUGGACCCUCUUGACUCUUUGGAGAAGUCGGGCCCCGCAGCCCCAGAGGAGUCUGGAUAAACGGAGCAGAUCGGAGACAAAAUGGAUGGUUAGUCUUCCACAGACGUGGGCUCACAUUAGCUGCAAUCAGAGUUUUCAUGUUCAAACGAAUCAGAGCUACAUGAACACUUGAGUAGCAGUUAUUCUGUAAAUGCACAACAAAGGAAGUCUUUGUGUUUUUAUUUCAGGUGACGACUGUAAAACAUUCUGCAUUGAUCAUGUAUAAGUUAUGGAUUACCUUGCUUUGUACAUAGUUUCAUCCCUUGAAAGCGCAGAU